CCGCUUUCCUCUGACUACAGUUUCGUUAAAAUACGUACAAAUAUCAACGUGAAUGUAGAACUCACUUAGCAAGUCGAUUCUAAAAUCUACUGACUUAUUUUGUAGUGCGAUCAAUAACGUUAAUAAUCCUCAUUUGCAGCAUUAUGUUGCCAUGACUGCUCCAGUGAUCGCAAGUCAAGAUCUCCGGUGAGAAGUAACGUUAAACUCGGUCUCCUCAGACCCAUGGCUCUCCCGACGCUCUCCGCACACUGGCCGAGUCGGGUGCGGACUCUGGAGCAGCAGCUGGUGCGGCAGCGGGAACAGGAGGCGCGGCUGAGGCGACAGUGGGAGCAGCACUCGCAGUACUUUAGGGAGCAGGAUGUCCGCAGCAGUAAACAGGCGCAGUGGAGCUCACGACAGUCCUUUCAUCGCAGUAUGUCAGCAUUUCAGCGGGACCGCAUGAGGGAGGAGAAGCAGCGGAAACUAGAGGAGCGCAGGGAGCGUCUGAGGACGAUGCUUCAGGAGGAGAGAGAUCAGCUGGAGGCAGAGCUCAGAAAUAUUCAUCCAGAUAGAGACACGCUAGCCAGACAGCUAGUGGAAAAAACAGACGCCCUCCGUUCUGCUAGGGAGGAGAGGAGGAAAAAUCUUGCACAGGAGCUGCUGAGGGAACACUGGAAGCAGAACAACUCACAACUGCGGAAGGUGGAGUCAGAGCUGCACAAAGAUCACAUUGUGAGUCAGUGGCAGGUUCAACAGCAAGAGAAAAAACAGGCUGAUGAGAGAACUCAGGAGGAGAAACAGCGAUUUGAGAAUGAGUAUGAAAGGACCAGACAGGAAGCUCUGGAAAGAAUGAGGAAAGAAGAGGAGAACAGAAAAUGGGAGGAAAAGAAGCGAGCUGAGGAGCUCCUUAAACAGAUGGAGGAGCUCAAACUACGGGAACAGGAAGCUGAGCGUCUUAAGCAGGAACAGGAAACUCUGAUGUCCAAACGUUGGGAGCUUGAGAAGCUUGAGGAUGAGAGGAAGAUGAUGGAGGAAAGCAGAAGGAAAACGGAAUUUGGGCGUUUCCUGACUCGUCAGUAUCGAGCUCAGCUAAAAAGGAGAGCACAGCAGGUGCAGGAGGAGCUGGAGGCAGACCGCAAGAUCCUGGCGGCGCUGCUGGAGGGAGAGCUGGACGAGCAGAGAUUUCACAAAGCCAGAAGAGAGAGAGCCGUCGCUGAUGCCGCCUGGAUGAAGAGAGUUAUAGAGGAGCAGCUUCAGCUGGAGAGGGAGAGGGAGGCAGAGUUUGACAUUUUAUACCGGGAGGAAGCUCAGCGUGUUUGGGAGAAAAGAGAGGCCGAGUGGGAGAAGGAGAGGAGAGCGAGAGAGAGACUCAUGCGAGAGGUCCUGGCAGGUCGUCAGCAGCAGUUGCAGGAGCGAAUGCAGGAAAACAGGCUGGCGAGAGAGGAGUCUCUGCAGAGGAGAGAAGAGCUCCUCCAACAGCUGGAGCAGGACAGACUCACUCUGCGCCUGGAGAAAGAGCAGCAGGAAGGACUCCGGACUGCUCGCAUACAGGAGAUCGAUAAUCAGGUGGAGCAGAGACGAAAGGAGCAGUGGGAGCAGCAACAAACACUAGAACAGGAAGAAGCACAGGAGAGGGAGGAGCUUAGGCUCCAGGAGGAGGAACUUCGUCUUGAGACGGACCGAAUGAUUCGACAGGGCUUCCAGGAGAGAAUUCACAGCAGACCCCGGUCAGCAUGGACAUGAGGGCACAUUCACAGGAAGACAGUUUGUGUCACACCCCCCUUUUCAGAUGCUAGAGGAGUUUUUUUUUCUAGCACUGUUUUUAAUCAAAUCAGGGGGAUAUCUGUGUCCAUGUUGAUCUUGGCCACUUUGUGCUUCAAAUGAGAGCCGGUUUUCUGUUCAGAGAUGUCAUAAAUAGUUCAUGAUUUACUUCAUGGCAAUUAAAUAAAUAAAAGUUUAGGGAAGUUCAAAUGUUUUUGUUGCACUUAUACUGAAGUUUGCAUCCAAGUCCAUUUUUAUAUGUAGAUUGUUUUGUAAAAAUGUCAGUGCUGACAGUUUUUUCAAUAAAUUCACAAUGUCAUCCGU
This is a messenger RNA of Danio rerio (zebrafish), 2064 nucleotides long. It is a transcript of the gene tchp, whose product is annotated as trichoplein, keratin filament binding. NCBI's taxonomy places the organism in Eukaryota, Metazoa, Chordata, Actinopteri, Cypriniformes, Danionidae. Gene Ontology annotation, cellular component: cytoskeleton; centrosome. The record is from RefSeq and is marked provisional.